GCGCGGCCGGGCGCGAGUCGGUCCGCCCUUGGGCCGCACGGCCCUCAGCCCCGCCCUGUGUGCCGGGGCCGGACGCGCGGGCUCUGUGAUCCGCGCCGCGGGCCUCUGCGGCCGCCCCGCCCAGUCCCCGCCGACGCCCGCUCUGUGGGUCGGUCAGUCAGUCAGUCACGGAGCGCGCGCCGCGGGAGCUGCGGGCGCUCUCGGCGUUUGGGAGAGGAGCGUCGCGCCUGGGGAGGCGGCGGCGACCCGAGGGCGCGAGCAGCUGCUGCCUCGCGCGGGGCCCCGGGAGGGCCGAGGGGCUGCCACGAUGGAGCAAUUAUCAGAUGAAGAAAUUGACCAUGGUGCGGAAGAAGACAGUGACAAGGAAGAUCAGGACCUGGAUAAAAUGUUUGGAGCCUGGCUUGGGGAACUGGACAAACUUACUCAGAGUUUGGAUUCUGACAAGCCCAAAGAACCAGUGAAAAGAUCUCCUCUUCGCCAAGAAACAAAUAUGGCCAACUUUUCUUACCGUUUCUCCAUAUACAACUUGAAUGAAGCUCUGAAUCAGGGAGAGACUGUGGAUCUGGAUGCCCUGAUGGCCGAUCUCUGCUCCAUAGAGCAGGAGCUCAGCAGUAUUGGCUCAGGAAAUAGUAAGCGUCAAGUCACAGAACCAAAAGUUACUCAGAAGCAACCUGUUAGCCGACAGACAUCAAAACAUGGCACCCUGAGAGGAUUAUCAUCUUCCUCUAAUAGAACAACUAAACCUUCCUCAGCUAACUACUCCCUGGAUGACAUCACUGCACAAUUAGAACAGGCUUCCUUGAGCAUGGAUGAGGCUGCUCAGCAAUCUGUAGUAGAAGAUUCUAAGCCUUUAGUGACGAAUCAGCACAGAAGGACUGCAUCAGCUGGCACCGUGAGUGACGCUGAAGUACGCUCUAUUAGCAAUUCCUCCCGUUCGAGCAUCACUUCUGCAGCUUCUAGCAUGGAUUCUUUGGAUAUUGACAAAGUAAUACGCCCUCAAGAACUGGAUUUGACAACACAUCAGGGGCAGCCAAUUACUGAGCAUGCUAUUUCUCAGAGAUGUCCCAGUAAGCAGGCCAAGCACCACUCUGACGUCACAGAAGAGCAGGCUGAACUGACACCUCACUCCUAUCUGGACAGGGAAACCUCCCUUCUUCUGAGAAACAUUGCAGGAAAACCUUCUCAUUUGCUGACCAAGGAAGAACAAGCAGCAAAACUGAAAGCUGAGAAGAUCAGAGUUGCCCUGGAGAAAAUUAAAGAGGCCCAAGUGAAAAAGCUGGUGAUCAGGGUUCACAUGUCAGAUGACAGUUCCAAAACAAUGAUGGUGGAUGAGAGACAAACGGUGAGACAAGUGCUGGACAACCUGAUGGACAAAUCUCACUGUGGCUACAGUUUAGACUGGUCGCUGGUGGAGACCAUUUCUGAGUUACAAAUGGAGAGAAUCUUUGAAGACCAUGAAAACUUGGUUGAAAAUCUUCUUAAUUGGACAAGAGAUAGCCAAAACAAGCUUAUAUUUAUGGAGCGUAUAGAAAAAUAUGCACUUUUUAAAAACCCACAGAAUUAUCUUCUUGGGAAAAAGGAAACAGUUGAGAUGGCAGACAGAAACAAAGAAGUGCUGUUAGAGGAAUGUUUUUGUGGAAGUUCUGUAACUGUCCCAGAAAUUGAAGGAGUCCUUUGGCUAAAAGACGAUGGCAAGAAGUCCUGGAAAAAGCGUUACUUUCUCUUGCGAGCAUCUGGCAUCUACUAUGUCCCUAAAGGAAAAGCAAAGGUAUCUCGGGACCUGGUAUGCUUUCUCCAGCUGGAUCAUGUAAAUGUGUACUAUGGGCAGGACUAUCGGAGCAAAUAUAAAGCACCCACAGACUGUUGUCUGGCAUUAAAGCACCCACAGAUCCAGAAGAAGUCUCAGUAUAUCAAGUAUCUUUGCUGUGAUGAUGUCAGGACACUGCAUCAAUGGGUUAAUGGAAUCCGAAUCGCAAAGUAUGGGAAACAGCUCUACACAAAUUACCAAGAAGCCUUGAAAAGGACAGAGUCUGCUUAUGAUUGGACUUCUUUAUCCAGCUCCAGCAUUAAAUCUGGAUCCAGCUCUUCCAGCAUCCCAGAAUCUCAGUCAAAUCACUCUAACCAGUCUGACAGUGGAGUGUCCGACACCCUGCCCACAGGACACAUCCGUUCCCAAAGCACUGUGAGCUCCAUCUUCUCAGAAGCCUGGAAGCGAGGCACUCAGUUGGAAGAGUCUAACAAGGCCAGAAUGGAAUCUAUGAAUCGGUCCUACACUUCACUUAUGCCCCCUCUGUCCCCUCAAACUAAGAUCGUCACCCCUUAUACUGCCUCACAACCGUCACCCCCUCUGCCUCCUCCUCCACCGCCACCUCCUCCUCCGCCGCCUCCACCUCCCCCCCCUCCUCCUCUCCCUAGCCAGUCUGCUGCACCUUCUGCAGGCUCAUCAGCCACCAUGUUUGUCAAAUACAGCACAAUCACCAGGCUGCAAAAUGCAGCUCAGCAUUCAGGACCCCUGUUUAAGUCUCCACCAACCCCAGGGAUGCAACCUCUGCCUCUGGCUUCACAGUCCCUCAAGGCUCAAAUUGUGGUGCCACCCAAUGGAGUUAUUCCUCCACCCCCUCCUCCCCCACCACCCCCGACCCCUGGUUCAGCCAUGGCCCAGUUAAAGCCAGUGCCAUGUGCCCCAUCCCUGCCACAGUUCAGCCCCCAACCUCCUCCCCUAAAGAUUCAUCAAGUUCAGCACGUUCCUCAGGUGGCCCCUCCCACACCACCACCAGCUCCUCCCAUCCCUGCAACUGUCCCUCCUCAAGCACCCCCUAAACCCCUGGUGACCAUUCCUCCUUCAGCUAGCACCAGAAUGGUGCCACCAAUAGUGACACAAGCUGUACCACCCACCCCUGUACCCCCAGUGCCCCCAGCAAAGAAACAGCCAACUUUCCCCAUUUCUCACACUCCACCCUCUCCCCCUGUCCAGCCCGCCCCAUGUCCCCCACCGACACUGCCCAAGCAGCAGAGCUUUACGGUGAAGCCAACGCCCCCUCCACUGUCCCCUGUGCCCUCAGUUGUGAAGCAGAUAGCCAGUCAAUUUCCACCCCCUCCCACUCCUCCUCCUGUGGACUCACAGCCCCUAAAGCCCCUCCCAGCAAGUGUCACCCCACAGUCCCCUCCUGCAGUGAAAGCCAAACCCAAAUGGCAGCCCAGCUCAAUCCCUGUCCCUUCCCCAGAUUUCCCUCCUCCCCCUCCAGAGAGCAGCCUGGUGUUUCCUCCUCCACCUCCUCCAACCCCACCACCACCACCAGUGCCACCGGUGACUUCACCUAUCCCUGACAAAGGUGGAUCUCCAGGCAAAAAGCCAAGUAAGAUGUCCAGCCCUGGGGGGAAGAAACCACCCCCAACCCCACAGCGCAACUCCAGCAUUAAGUCGGGCAGUUGUGCAGAUCACCCUGAGCCCAAGCGACCCUCGGUAGACAGUCUAGUCAGCAAAUUUGCACCACCAGCAGAGUCAGGGUCUCCCAACAAGGAGACCCCACCACCUCCUGCAGCACCCCCCAAACCUGGGAAACUACACCUUUCUGGAGUCAACCUCCCUGGGAUCCACCAGCAAGGGAGUGUGUCUACAAAACCCUCUGUUGUGAGUGGGCGCGCAAAGGACUCCGUAGUAGAAUUUCCAUCUCCUCCAUCCGAUUCUGACUUUCCACCUCCUCCACCUGAAAUCGAGCUGCCUCUGCCCCCUAUUGAGAUUCCGGCCAUAUUCUCGGGAAAUACCUCCCCCAAAGUGGCAGUUGUGAAUCCUCAGCCACAGCUAUGGUCUAAAACAUCAGUGAAGAAGGCCCCUCCACCUACCCGGCCCAAACGAAACGACAGCACUCGCCUCACUCAAUCAGAGGUCUCUGAGCAAUCAGCGAUGACCACAGUUGUGCCACAAGUGCCCACCUCUCCCAAAUCCAGCCUUAGUGUCCAGCCUGGAUUCCUAGCUGAUCUCAACAGGACACUGCAGCGCAAGUCUAUCACACGGCAUGGCUCCCUCUCCUCACGAAUGUCCAGAGCAGAGCCCACAGCCACCAUGGACGACAUGGCACUACCCCCACCACCACCGGAACUGCUGUCUGACCAGCAAAAGGCGGGCUUUGGAGGUAGUCAUAUUUCAGGCUAUGCAACAUUGAGAAGAGGACCUCCCCCCACUCCCCCCAAAAGAGACCAGAAUACUAAGCUCUCAAGAGAUUGGUAGCCACAGGAUUUAUUUUCAUGCUAUCUAUAAUCAGUUCUGCAAUCAGUUUACCUGAUCAUCUGUGAACCCAGGUGUUCAGAGCCUCCUGAUAUGUUAUUCAGGUAGUGUCCAGCUAUGUGUAUGUUUGUAUUUGUGCUGCGUGUGUACAUGCAUGUACACACAGCUAUACAGAUUGUGUGUAUAUACAUAUGUAUACAUCUGUGAAUGUGUAUAUAUAGAGAACUGAUUCUAUUUAUUCCUUUUGCCUCCUAAUCUGAAAAUAGGGUUUUGUAUAUUUUGAGUGAUAGGAGACAUAGGAGGGGAUAUGUUGUCACUUAUAAUUUGUUUAUCGUAUGGAUUGGACCAAAAUCUAGAAGGUAUUUCAUAAGUGUCUGUCCAGGUGCCGCCUAUUUGUGCAUGUGUUAUAGAAGUAGAUGGACAGUUUCUCAGUUUGAAGCAUAUCAUCAGAAUGUUUGGUAUAUCUGUAGGGCUUUUUUAUUUUUUCCCAGUUGGCUGAAUUUAGAACUGCUUGACUAAAACACUUAAAUACUACAUAUAAAGGGGCACUUUAAGUCAGGAAAAUCUUCAUUGUAUAGAACGGGUAAACAGUGCAGGAAGGGGAAAUCCUGAAGGCACUGUGGUUGUACAUAGGAAAGUUACAGCUGUUCUAGUUGCAGUAGUCCUGCCAUGACCUCAGCCACAUCUGAGAUGUCUUCACAGGUAAGCUUUUUGCCUACAACACAAGAAAUACCUAAUGCUAUAGUCCUGGCUACUUUCAUUACUGUCUUGUGAAGCUUCAUCAACUUGGCUUCAGGAAGUCUUGCUUUAUCUUGAGAAUGUCCAGUGCACACUGCAAUGUACUGCCCCAGUUAUGUCUUUGGGUCACAGUUACCUUUGCAUAUAGUGGGUACAUUAGUAGAUGUUUGAAGCGUGGAUAGUCCAAUACAAAAUAUACUCCCUACGCCCAAUGCAGCACAUCAUUAAAAACAAAAUCGACUUCUGCGAUGCCUUCUUUCCAAGUUGUUCUCUACAAGAUAAGAAAAGACAGAACCUGCCCCUGUACAGGUAUCAUUUGUCAGGUUGUAAUGCAAAGAAUCCAUGUGGGAUGGGACUCAUGAGCAAAAUGAGUUUUCAUCAUUUCAUCCAUAGCUACUGGAGCUAAGAUCUUUGCUGUUUACAGCUUGAGCAUAGAGAUUUUCAGGUGACCAGGUGUCACCUGAUGGAGCAGUGUCUUAGUUCAAUUACAGAGACAUUGGCAUAUGCAUCUGCAGUUGGGCAAAACUUGGAAGCACUACUCUGACGACAGUACUAUGCUUCACACUAUUCUGUGUGCUUUUGUUAAUUUUUUCUUGGUACAUAAGAAAAGUGUAUCAACUUACAGUGAUAGGUUGAUGGGAAUAAAGUGCAGUCUCAGUUUUCAAGUAAGACAAUAAAAACUGGCCAUCCCUCCAAUUACAAGUGAACACAUCUUGUUAAGAGAGUCUGUGCCUAUUGUAAAGAUUAACCAGUGCCAAAUGCAGAAGUCUUUUGGUCCUGUUCAAGCAGUAACUCCAGUGAAUUUAGGUAAAGAAGAUAAACAAUUGGAGAAUAUAGCCAAGUUUCACUACAACACUCUCCAAUAAGGAACUGCAUCACACAGAAGUGUGACACCGUCACAUCUAUACCACUCUUUGUUACAGCCAUGCAGUUAGGGGGAAGAGAGUUAUUGUGCUUUUUAAAAGCCCAACUUAAAGAAAUACUUUAGAUCUUUCAAGUUGCUCACCAAGUAUUUAUAUGCUUGCUACUUUUGUGACUGUGAAAUUACCUUUAACAUACCUGCAUCGUUAGUUUCAACAUGCACAACAAAUGUAGCCAAGCCACCCUGAAGUACCUCCUCAUGUUCAUUGACCUGCAGCUCUACAUUCAAUCUUCACACAAACCAAGAGUGUGGGUCUAGUUAUCCCUGAUAUUUAUCCCUAGGUGUGUGUGUUUUUUUAAAAUUAAGUAGACAACUUAAGAUUUCCUUGAGUGGAAAAAUACGUACCUCCAGUCUAGAUUGAGCCCUAAAUCAACAACCUUCACUUUUUCACUGUAGACUUCAUGCGGAUUCUUAAGUCCAUCCUGAGCCACUGCUUCUAGGUUUUUUUCUUGGGGAAAAAAAAAAAAUAGGGGGCAGUAAACUGUCACAAUUUCUAACUCAUCAUGUGACAGCAUGCAGUUUCUUUGUACUUCUCCAAAGACAGAAAUAGCUGUUGAUUUAAAAAAAAAAAAAAAAAAAAACCAAAGUGACACAUUGACACAUUCCAAUUUUUCUUUCACUGCCUAGUGUUUGAAGGCUUGCUGAGGUAUUUUCUUUUUCUCUGGUGUUCAUGGACAAGACUUACUCCAGCUGAUGCUAGUUCUGUGCCUUCUUCCACUGUCCUCAGCUCAGCAGCUCCAACCUACGUGGCCUUUUCAGGCCAGUGAAAGGCAUCUGGAGACUGCAUGAACACUGACUACUGAAUGGGGUAAAGGACCUUCUGCUCCCAAGGGCAGGACAGAUGGGUGCUUUUCAGAAUUCAUGACACCCUUAAUUUUUACUGUGGAGGUAAUCUCAAGUCCCUUAGUGCUUAAAGUGUGGGCGACAACCCUAAGCAGUGCAUCCUGUGCUCAGUGAAACAGCUAAUUGCAGUUCACAGGUGUUGGCCUGAAUACUGUUCGUAUUAAGUCUCCCCAGCUUGGUUUUUACUCCAGGUUUAAAUAUGCUUUCUCUUUAAUUACUGUAAUUCUCAUUUGGAAGAGGAAAAAAAUGUUUUUGCCCAGACAUCCACUUAACUGUAUAAUGAUUUUUUUUCCCCCCCAAAGUUUAUACUUUUUAACCUGAGAAAGAUGGCUGGAUCUUAAAGAUUACCAAAAAGACCUACUAUUUUCACUACACAAUUUGAAAUAAAAUAACAACAAUGGGGGUUUUUUGGUUGCUUUUGUUUUUUCAAGUCCCCCCAAAUCAAGGUGCUCCUAUCUGCUGAUGCCAUAUCUUACAAAGGGCUGAGAACUUGUUUUGGGUUUUCCUCUCUGUAUUGCACUUUAAUGUUAUAAAUAAUGUUGAGUUUGUCUACAAAGUUUAACAUUGUGAGGUCAUAGUAUUCCUAACAAGGUAACAACUCUAAGGUCAGGUUUCAGAAGUGGGGCAGUAGUAUGAAUCAGUUCAUCAGACUUCCAACAGAACAUGUUGUCACCUUUGCUACUCAAAUAAAACAGAGUUAUGCUACAAACACAAGGCAGUAUUUCAGCAAGUUAAAACCCAUUCCAAGCAUUCCCAUGUAUUGUUAGAACUAGCAUUAUAGCUGAUGUAAACCACAGAUUUUUAAUCCAGGUUAGGACAAUUAUAACAGUGCCCCGUAUGGUAUGAUGGCUUUUGAUAAAAACAGUUAUAAUUUUUGUUUACAUGGGAAAAUGGCUUUCUCUUUUAAAAAAAUUCAAAUUACAAAAACCUUUUGGAACUUUAAUUUUAACUUUAUAUUAUCUGUAAUAUGUGACCUCUCUCAAAGCUGACCCAAAGGGAAAAAUCAAGAGGAGGGGGAAUGACAAAAUGGAAAUCUUACCAUCUUUUAAGAUGGUCCUUUUAAAAUCCAAUGUGUCACACCUUUAACAUUCUAGCCAUCAAAAAUUAUAAGUGUUCAGUGCCCUUAAGAGUCUAUAUGUAAAAGAAACCUAAAAUUUAAGUGAAGACCUGCUCAAUAAAACAACAUACUUCAUACAUAAACAUGUGUUGGAGGGCAGGGGCUCUGGUUUGCUGUUUAGUAAAACUAUUUUAGAAAGCUAUCUGCUAUAAUCCCCAGUGCCUUGAACUCUUGAGAGGAAUAGCAUUUAAAAACAACAGAAACCACCAAGUGAACUUUGAGGUGCUAAUGAAAUAGAAGGCAGGUAAGUAUUUUUGAAGUUUGAGCAGAAAUGGAGCUGGGGUAGGUGGGGAAUGACUCCCUUGCAUUACAAGAGUUCUCAUCCACCUCAAUGGAGUCUGGGUGUUUUCUACCAAAGAUGUUUAGAGAAGUGGCUUGGGUCAGCACACUCCUACUUAAGAGCUGGCCAAAUGUGGAAGCAUGUUCAUGAGCUAUGAACUUCAAUCAAGUGCAUCAACUUCUUGGGAAGACAUGGCUACAGCACUCAAAGGAGAUAGGGAAUACAUUUUUAGAAACUAUCCAUUAUUAAAUUUGUUACAACUAAUACCAAAAACUGCCAUUUUUCAUAAUUCCACCUCCUACUUUUUCCCUGUAUUUGUAAAUAGCCCCUCCUAGAAAAUAAGCAUUAACUGGAAUGUUUGAAAUGACUUUGCUUAAUUUUAUUAUCAGCCACUAGUGAACUCUUCUUCCAGAAAUGCAUAAAGUAAAAUAGGACUAGCUUGUGCUAAGUGUUUUAAAAUACUGUUUACUCUUUUCAAAGAAUUGCACAUUAUCUUUAACUGGGGUUGUCUUCUCCUUUCCUUGUUUCUUUAAGAAAAACACACACACAGAAAUGGAGUCAAGGCUCACUGACUUGUAGAUGGGGGAAUUUUGUCAUAAAUAGAUAUAAUAUAGAAGAUACUUUUGUAAAGCAUGAAGAUAACAAACAGAUGCACCAGAAAGAGGACAUUAUCCAGAGGAUUAUGCACAGCUUGGUAAAGAUGAAGUUGUGGUUUUCUUCCAGCCUUUAUUAUUUUCUUCUGCAUAAAUGUACACUCAUUUCAUUAUGUGCCUUGCUCCCUGGUUGUGCAUAGCUAUAUAUACACACGAAUAUAUAUAUGUAUAUAUGAGAAAGAAAUAUAUUCAUUUAGUACUACUGACAAUGUUUUUGUUCUACUGCUGAAUUUAGUUAGUUUCCAAGUUACACUUGCCAUUUGUCAUAAACUAUUGUAAUGGCUUAGGACAGUGGCCAGAUAGUCAAAGUAAAUUUGUUUUUCUAGUUACAUAUUUUAUGUCACCUAGUCCAGUCCUUAAUUUAAAAAAUUAAAUAGAUUCCAUUUAAACACAAGGAUUUCAAGUGUUUUGGAUGAGUAUCACGAAGAAACUGGUUUUGUAGGGCUGGAGAGAUGAUUGGGUUGUUAAGAAUGCUUUCUGCUCUUCCAGAGGACAAGAGUUCAGUUUCAAGCACCCACGUUGGGCAACUCAAAACCGCCUAUAACUCCAGCUUCAAAGGAUCCAAUGUUCUCUUCUGGCCUCCAAAGGCACCUGAACACAUGUGGUAUACAUACACAUAAAUAAAAGUAAAUUCUUCAAAGAACCUGGUUUUAAAAGCUUGAUGUAUCAGGAUAAAUUGUUGUAGGUGAAUUAACUACAGUUCAGUGUGUUUUCUUAUUUAUACCAACAGACUGGAAAUCAUUAAGUAUUACUAAUUAGGAAGUGAUUAAAGACUCAGGUUGCGGACAGGAAAGAACCAAUUCCCACAAUUCUAUUUUAAAAGUACCAAUAGCUUUUAUGGAUGAUUUUGUUUUGUAGAUUAAAAGUAUAUUUUUAUUAGUUGGGUGGUGGUAGGCAUAUGCAUUUAAUCCCAGCACUUGGGAGGCAGAGACAGAUAGAUGGAUCUCUCUCGAGUUCGAAGCCAGCCUAGUCUACUGAUGAAAGAGUUCCAGGACAGUCAGGGAUACACAGAGAAACCUUUAGAAACCACGUGCACCCCACACAAACCACAUGUGUGUAAAAGCCUUCAUUAGUGUUUGAACUAGAACUACAGCUACAGAAUGCUCUGAACCAGCAUGUGGGUCUUGGAAACCAAACCUAGGUUCUCUAAGUGCUGUCAACUGUUGAGUCAUUUCUCUAGCCCCUGAUCAAUUUUGUUUAAAUAAAAUAAAGUACAACUGGGUAAAAACUAGUGCCAAAAAGCCCCCCACACCCUGUAAUGAUUGGAAGUACAACUAUGUACUGGGACUGCCACAUCAAGUGGAUAUGUUUUAGUUACAGAUUACACAAAUCGCCUCACCAUUGAUCAUCAAAUUAUAAUAAAAGUUACUUACCAUCUGUCA
Phodopus roborovskii (desert hamster) is the source of this 10160-nucleotide messenger RNA. RefSeq names its product Ras association (RalGDS/AF-6) and pleckstrin homology domains 1 (gene Raph1). Bases 308 to 4228 code for a protein of 1306 amino acids. Lineage: Eukaryota; Metazoa; Chordata; Mammalia; Rodentia; Cricetidae. Gene Ontology annotation, biological process: signal transduction. The transcript has 16 exons. The record is from RefSeq and is a predicted model, not a curated record. Gene Ontology annotation, cellular component: cytosol; plasma membrane.